Molecule: messenger RNA, 1702 nt
Organism: Olea europaea var. sylvestris
Lineage: Eukaryota; Viridiplantae; Streptophyta; Magnoliopsida; Lamiales; Oleaceae
Product: transcription factor MYB25-like
Exons: 2
Coding region: 42-1331 (429 amino acids)
Biological process (GO): regulation of DNA-templated transcription
Cellular component (GO): nucleus
Molecular function (GO): DNA-binding transcription factor activity, RNA polymerase II-specific; RNA polymerase II cis-regulatory region sequence-specific DNA binding
Source: RefSeq, a predicted model, not a curated record
CGCAUAAUUAUUCUCAUAACAGAAAAAAAAGAGUGAAAGAAAUGGAGGGGGAGACGGAGCAGCAGCCAAGCGAGACAGAAAAACUCACUGACCCGUUGGUGGAGGGUAUCGCUGUUGAUGUAAUAUCGGUGGAUGACGAAGGAGAAGAACGGGAGAGUACUGGUGGUGGAGGAAUGGGAAGGGUUCGGGGGCCAUGGUCGCCGGAGGAGGAUGUGAUUUUAAGCCGGCUGGUGAGUAAGUUCGGGGCCAGGAAUUGGAGCAUGAUCGCAAGGGGAAUGCCUGGUCGGUCUGGGAAGUCGUGCCGCCUCCGCUGGUGUAAUCAGCUCGACCCUUGCGUCAAGCGCAAACCGUUUACCGAUGAAGAAGAUCGUAUAAUUUUAGCAGCCCAUGCAGUUCAUGGAAACAAGUGGGCGUCAAUUGCAAAACUUCUUCCAGGUAGAACAGACAAUGGAAUUAAAAACCAUUGGAAUUCUACACUAAGGCGCAAGAGUGUGAACAUUAGUGGGUUGAAACCUGCAUCCUCAGAGGAAACCUUGUUAGGUGGCGAUAUGAAAUCAUUCAAGUCCUCAGAGGGAUUGGAUGUGACAAUGGUGGCAAAUCAACCUUGGCAGUCUGAAGAUGAAGUUCAAGCUACUAGAAACUGCUGUGCUCCCAAACAAUAUCUAUCCUCUGAUUCAGUAACAAUUGAUCCCUCUGCUGGAAAAAAUCUUCCUGUGGUUUAUCCCUGUGCUGAAGAAAAUUGUCCUGUGGUUUAUACCUCUGCUGAAGAAAAUAAUCCCAUGAUUUCUUGUCCAGCGGUAAAAGUAGGUGCUUUCAAUGUUUGCAAUCCUAGCCACAACUCUGCAUUUUCAAGGGCAAUCCCGAUGCAGGGACCUUUGAUCCAAGCAUCCAAACCAGAUUUUGGAAUCUGCAAAUUUCUUAAUGGUGCAUGUGGCGAGUCCAUAAUCCCUAUGCAUUGUGGCCGCGGUUGUUGUGCAGCUUCCAGUGGAGUUUCUUCUAUGAGCUCAUUGUUGGGGCCAGAAUUUUUGGAAUAUGAAGAAAUCUCCCCCUUUCCAAGUCAGGAGUUAAGUGCCAUAGCCAUGGACUUGAACAACAUUGCCUGGAUUAGAAGUGGUCUGGAGAAUGCUGGAAGGUUAUCGGAAAGUGCAAGUCACCAAAGAGUACCUAAAGGUCCGUCCACGUCCAUGAAUAGUUUUGAACAGAACAAUGAAAAUGAUCAAUUCUGGUUUGAGGAACCAAACCCAUUCACAACAGUGACGAAAGAUAUAGUUUCCCAACAGAUGACAAUGCCUACAAUCGCUUUGCGAGCUGAGGUUGAAGGCUUGAGCUGAGUCCGAUGCAAGUUUUUUCCUUUUGACUAAAUUCUCUUCAACCUUUUGGUAUAUGUUGAGAGUUGAAAUGUGGACAUCAAAGUAGUGAGUUGCAAAAAGUUUGCCGGACUGGGAUAGGCAGGUAAAACUUGAUCUUGUAAUGGGUGCUAUCAUUGAUGCAUGCGGAGGAUGUCCAAAAAUUUUUUUGGUUAAUAUUAACGAAUUGCUUUCUAUAAUUUCUGUAGGUGUUGACCUUCUAAUGUAUCAUUCUUUUGGUAUUAUGUUCAUAAUUGUGGUACCUAAUCUGUCAUUUAUUGUAACAGUAAUGUUUCUCAAGAAUGAUUUAAUGGGUAUUAUCGGGAGAGAGUUGGUCAACAUGUUGGUUCUUGAUA